Molecule: messenger RNA, 4303 nt
Organism: Jaculus jaculus (lesser Egyptian jerboa)
Lineage: Eukaryota; Metazoa; Chordata; Mammalia; Rodentia; Dipodidae
Gene: Polr3b
Product: RNA polymerase III subunit B
Exons: 28
Coding region: 151-3552 (1133 amino acids)
Biological process (GO): DNA-templated transcription
Cellular component (GO): RNA polymerase III complex
Molecular function (GO): DNA binding; ribonucleoside binding; DNA-directed RNA polymerase activity
Source: RefSeq, a predicted model, not a curated record
GGAACCUUUCCGCCUCGCGUCCCAGUGAAGCGAGCGCAGCGGGGGACACUUUAGUCCUCCGCACACCGUCCUCCAGGCUUCGCUGACUGCUGGCGGCUACGAGGGCGGACGUGAGGCGUUUUGUCAGUUCCUCUGCUUGUCGUGAGCAGCAUGGACGUGCUAGCGGAGGAGUUCGGGAACCUGACCCCGGAGCAGCUGGCGGCGCCGAUCCCCACGGUCGAGGAAAAAUGGAGGCUGCUUCCAGCAUUUUUAAAGGUGAAAGGCCUUGUGAAGCAGCACAUAGACUCAUUUAACUAUUUCAUUAACGUAGAGAUCAAGAAGAUAAUGAAAGCCAACGAAAAGGUGACAAGUGAUGCUGACCCUAUGUGGUAUUUGAAAUAUCUUAAUAUUUAUGUUGGGCUUCCUGAUGUUGAAGAAAGCUUCAAUGUGACUAGGCCAGUGUCUCCUCAUGAGUGCCGGCUGAGGGACAUGACAUAUUCUGCACCCAUUACAGUGGACAUUGAAUACACCCGAGGCAGCCAGAGGAUCAUCCGCAAUGCCUUACCCAUUGGCAGAAUGCCCAUUAUGCUCCGAAGUUCGAACUGUGUUCUGAUGGGGAAAACUCCAGCUGAAUUUGCCAAACUAAAUGAGUGUCCUUUAGACCCAGGUGGUUACUUCAUCGUUAAAGGAGUGGAAAAAGUUAUUCUCAUCCAGGAGCAGCUUUCUAAGAACAGGAUCAUUGUGGAAGCAGAUAGGAAAGGCACUGUGGGAGCUUCAGUCACCAGCUCUACCCAUGAGAAAAAAAGUAGAACCAACAUGGCUGUGAAGCAAGGACGGUUUUAUUUGAGACAUAACACGUUGUCGGAAGAUAUACCCAUUGUCAUCAUCUUUAAGGCCAUGGGUGUUGAGAGUGACCAGGAAAUUGUGCAGAUGAUUGGAACAGAGGAACACGUGAUGGCUGCCUUUGGGCCCAGUCUGGAGGAGUGCCAGAAAGCUCAGAUUUUCACACAGAUGCAGGCAUUGAAAUACAUAGGGAAUAAAGUAAGAAGGCAAAGGAUAUGGGGAGGUGGACCAAAGAAAACCAAAAUAGAAGAAGCAAGAGAGCUCCUGGCUUCUACCAUUUUGACCCAUGUGCCUGUUAAGGAAUUCAAUUUCCGAGCCAAAUGUAUCUAUACUGCAGUGAUGGUGCGAAGAGUAAUUCUGGCCCAAGGAGAUAAUAAAGUUGAUGACAGAGACUAUUAUGGUAACAAGCGACUGGAAUUGGCAGGACAGCUUUUAUCUCUUCUUUUUGAAGAUUUAUUCAAAAAAUUUAAUUCUGAAAUGAAGAAGAUUGCAGACCAAGUGAUUCCCAAACAAAGAGCGGCACAGUUCGACGUGGUGAAGCAUAUGCGCCAGGACCAGAUCACCAACGGCAUGGUGAACGCCAUCUCCACUGGAAACUGGUCUCUAAAGAGAUUUAAAAUGGACCGUCAGGGUGUGACCCAGGUGCUGUCUCGCUUGUCAUAUAUAUCUGCACUGGGCAUGAUGACAAGAAUCUCUUCCCAGUUUGAAAAAACAAGGAAAGUGAGUGGUCCUCGCUCCCUCCAGCCAUCUCAGUGGGGAAUGCUCUGUCCUUCAGACACACCUGAAGGAGAGGCCUGUGGUUUGGUUAAAAAUUUAGCUCUUAUGACACAUAUCACAACUGACAUGGAAGAUGGACCCAUUGUUAAGUUAGCCGGUAACCUGGGAGUAGAAGAUGUCAAUUUAUUAUGUGGGGAAGAACUUUCUUACCCAAAUGUGUUUCUUGUCUUUCUCAAUGGUAAUAUCUUGGGUGUCAUUCGAGACCAUAAAAAGCUAGUAAAUACAUUUCGACUGAUGCGAAGAGCAGGAUAUAUCAAUGAAUUUGUUUCCAUCUCAACAAAUCUUACAGAUCGAUGCGUUUAUAUCUCCUCUGAUGGAGGAAGGCUGUGCAGGCCUUAUAUAAUUGUUAAGAAACAGAAACCAGCAGUCACCAAUAAACAUAUGGAAGAGCUGGCUCAGGGGUACAGGAAUUUUGAAGAUUUCUUACAUGAGAGUCUUGUUGAAUAUUUAGAUGUGAAUGAAGAAAAUGACUGUAACAUUGCACUCUAUGAACACACAAUUAACAAAGAUACCACCCACCUGGAGAUUGAACCCUUCACUCUUCUUGGUGUUUGUGCUGGCCUCAUCCCGUACCCUCACCACAACCAGUCCCCAAGAAACACCUACCAGUGUGCCAUGGGCAAGCAAGCCAUGGGUACCAUUGGAUAUAACCAGCGGAACAGGAUCGACACGCUUAUGUAUCUGUUAGCAUAUCCACAAAAGCCCAUGGUUAAGACAAAAACCAUCGAGUUGAUAGAGUUCGAGAAACUGCCAGCUGGACAGAAUGCCACUGUGGCUGUGAUGAGUUACAGUGGCUAUGACAUUGAAGAUGCUCUCGUCCUAAACAAGGCCUCCCUGGACAGAGGCUUUGGGCGUUGCCUUGUAUAUAAAAAUGCUAAAUGUACAUUGAAACGAUAUACCAAUCAGACUUUUGAUAAGGUGAUGGGACCCAUGUUGGAUGCUGCAACGAGGAAACCCAUCUGGCGACAUGAAAUUUUAGAUGCAGAUGGCAUUUGUUCUCCAGGUGAGAAGGUAGAGAACAAGCAAGUGCUCGUAAACAAGUCCAUGCCCACAGUAACUCAGAUUCCCUUGGAAGGAAGCAACGUGCCUCAGCAACCACAGUACAAGGAUGUGCCCAUAACCUACAAAGGUUCGACAGAUUCCUACAUUGAAAAGGUGAUGAUCUCUUCCAAUGCUGAAGAUGCUUUUCUGAUCAAGAUGCUUUUGCGACAAACAAGACGGCCAGAGAUUGGAGACAAAUUCAGCAGCCGUCACGGACAAAAAGGUGUUUGUGGCUUGAUCGUCCCCCAGGAAGACAUGCCGUUCUGUGAUUCUGGCAUCUGUCCGGACAUCAUAAUGAAUCCACACGGCUUCCCAUCGAGAAUGACGGUAGGAAAGUUAAUUGAGCUGCUGGCUGGCAAGGCAGGCGUUUUAGAUGGCAGAUUCCACUAUGGUACUGCGUUUGGAGGGAGUAAAGUAAAGGAUGUUUGUGAAGACCUCGUUCGUCAUGGUUAUAACUACUUGGGGAAAGACUAUGUCACGUCGGGUAUCACAGGUGAACCCUUAGAAGCAUAUAUCUACUUUGGUCCUGUGUACUAUCAAAAACUGAAACACAUGGUGCUGGAUAAAAUGCACGCUCGGGCCCGGGGACCACGAGCCGUCCUUACCAGGCAGCCCACUGAAGGGCGCUCUCGUGACGGUGGCUUACGUCUUGGAGAAAUGGAGCGUGACUGCUUAAUCGGCUAUGGAGCGAGUAUGCUUCUGCUGGAGAGACUUAUGAUUUCAAGUGAUGCCUUUGAGGUUGAUGUCUGUGGGCAGUGUGGACUCCUGGGGUAUUCCGGCUGGUGCCACUUCUGCAAGUCAUCGUGCCACGUGUCCUCCCUCCGCAUCCCCUACGCCUGCAAGCUGCUCUUCCAGGAGCUGCAGUCCAUGAACAUCAUCCCCAGGUUGAAGCUCGCCAAGUACAACGAGUAAGGCCGGAAGGGCAGCGCGGCGCUGUGCUCGGCACUCACGCCGGCAGCCGUCUUGCCUCAAACACGACGCUGACGGGAGAAGCUUUAUGUUCUGAAGCUGACUAGACAGCCUCGACCCCUGGGCCUCGAGACCCAAAGUGCCCACGGCGGGGACUGCGGUGCAGCGUGAGUCACAAGUGGACAUGAGCUGAAGAGUAAAUAAACUAACUUAUUUGUGUUGUGUUGUUUUGUUUUGAGUCAUGGUCUCACUUUAGCCCAGGCCUAAUAUGGCCUUAAACCCGUAGCCUCCCACGUACAGGAGUAACAGCGUGGACUACCAUAAACUAGCCUGGCUGAUUUAUGUUCUUUAUCUUGCACUGUACCCAUCAGGAAGACCUUUCUCACUGAAAGAAAUGUCUGGAUUUAGAUUCCCUGUGAUGUCUUCUGAUUAACAGGACUGCAGGUUCUCAGCGACUUGGCGGAGUGUGGGCUGAUGUGACUUGGUUGAGGGGCCUGCGCUGUGGAGCAGCGAGACCCAGAAGCGGAGAAGGUGAACGACAUGUUCUGGCUGCCUCUCUCCUGCUGUGUCCAGGGACUGCUUUUCCUAGCGGUUAGAUCCUGUCUUCACACACCCAAAUUUUUGAUUUUAGCCUCAGUGAAUUAUAAUAAAUAUAGUCCUGCCUUGUUAAGCAAGUGUUGUGAACUAAACUGAACUAUUUUGAACCUCCAAAAUCAUAUCAUACAGGGAAAAGCCAUUAAAUAUUUGACUUAAA